AUGAUCUGUGCGAAUCAACACGAAGCAGCGACCUCCACGACGAGCACGCCGCGCUGUGUCGCCCACUGGGCGCACACGCAAGAGCAAGUGCUCCACGCCGUCUAUCUCCUCGCAGUGCUACUGCUCAUCUCGCUGCUCUGGACAGUCGCAUCGAAACACCAGCGCAAAACGCUGCGGAAGGGCGAAAUCGGCUUCUCGCUCAAGUGCCGCCGAUGGGCGCGCACGUCCCGCACGGCUGCAAUUAUUAACCGACCUGUCCAGUGGAUCGUGUCGUGUGCCAUUCUGGGCCUUACAAUGUCCAGACUCGACUCGUACGAUGUCACCGAGUGGUCUUACUACACCGUGUUAGGGCUCUACGCAAUCGCUAUUGUGGACGAUGGUGUGCGCUUCCUUGCGUCUCGGUACAAACUCAUCUUCUGUUUCUCGCCCGUCACGCUACUGGAGCUGCUAUGUCUGGCGUCCAAUUUUGACGUGGGUUUUGGCUCUGUAAAGGUUAUUGGAGGUGUGCAAACACGGACGUAUUUGGACUUCUCGGUCAUGCGGCCGGUGUUUAUGCUAAGGAGUUACAUGGAAAUGGAGAAACACGUACCUCGAUCGACGAAAGGCUGGAUGAUGGUCCGACUUGGAAUCAAGAUUCUGCUCAUGAUCAUGGUCGGCGCGUCAAUCAUGUUCUUCCUGGAGACGCUAGGCGAGCUACCAUUUUUCACCGACAAUGGGUUUGCGCAUUUGUAUAGCUGCAACGAUGGGACUGUCACGAGACAUGAGUCUUUGGAGUGCUCGGAAUCAACGUGGUCGGUCAUGUUUGCCGUUUACUUUACAAUUGUGACACUUGGCACUGUCGGCUAUGGCGACAACGCACCUCAAACAGUACCUAGUCGACUACUGGCCAUCAUGUUUAUCGUUAUGGGGAUCAUCUUGUUCUCGAUGGAGAUCGACAAUCUCACCGGCUUGUAUAACUUGCGUCGGAUCGGAAAUCCGCCAUACGUUGCUAAGCCUGACUCCAAGCAUGUGCUAAUUAUCGGUAGCCCAUCGUACGCCCAGCUCUCGGCCAUUCUCCAAGAGCUUUUCCAUGCUGACCAUUUGAGCGAUGCUGAUACACGGCGGCUCGACGCUGUUGUUCUUGGGGAGCGCAAGGCCAACUUCGUGAAGCCGCUUAUCGCUAAGCUGAAAGCAGACCCCGUCUACACAUCACGUGUAACAUACAUCGCUGGUGACGCUAUCCACACUGAAGAUUUAGAGCGGUCUCUUGCUCGCGAUGCCGUAGCAGUGUUUGUGUUUCCAGAUAAACUGGCUAGUGACGCCGCACAGGAAGAUGCGAGAAACAUCAUGCGCUCACUCGCAACCAGACAUUAUGUCGGACCGUCUGUGCGCAUUUUGGUGAUGGUGCUUCGUGCUGAGAGUGGUCGGCACGUACUAGCUGCGGGUGUACACCCAGACGACAUCAUAUGCGAAAACGUUGUCAAAAUGGGCUUGAUCGCUCAAAACACUGUUUCACACGGCGUGUCAUCCAUGCUGGCAAACUUGGGAUCAAGCUUUUCUGUUGACAUCGACAAAGAAGUUCUUCUGCCCACUGCUGUUGAGAGCAGCAAAUUGACUGGAUCGGACGCCGAAAAGAAAUCGUCCGGGGACAGCUGGAUGGAAGAAUAUUAUGCCGGCGCAGCAAAAGAAAUGUACCUUAUCCAUUUAUCAAAGGAAUAUGAGGGUCUGACAUUUUCUGAAGGGGCUACUCGAAUUUUCAAAGAAACGUUAGGUACAGUACUGCUUAUCGGUGUGGAAGUCGAGUUUCCCAAGGAGGAGGCAGUGUUCCACAGCAGCUUCGAGUCUCGUGUGUUGCUGAAUCCGGGCGACAGUUUGCUUCUGACAGAGUCUAUCCAGUGUUAUUGCAUCGCCGAUGACCUGGACCAAAUUUUUCGCUUCAAGAUUUGCGUGGGAGAGGUCAGCUUAGAACACAGGCGGCGACAGAUCAACCAUUCUACGUCCGCAAACCCAAUUGAACAAGAUAUGUUCCAACCGAUGCUCUCUUCUGGCCAUGAAGGCAACCUUUCUUGCGAUGAGCUAAGCAGUGCGAAUACUUACACGGCUUACACGACUCCGAAGUACGCGAAUAUGAAGCACCAUAGCCCAGUUUCAACAUCGGGAACUGGAUUGCUUGUUCUGGACCGUUCACUGGAGACAAUUAUUCUGAGGAUCAAAAAUGCGAACCGAACAAUCGCCAGUGACAAUCCUCACGAAACACUUCAAGUUCAUGCCGGUUUACACCGUACUGUGAAUAAAAAGCUGUCAACUAUGGCGCCGCAGGAGAGGCUUACUGCUCCACCUCUCGCUAUCCUGUUGCAUCCCGAGCAUCUCGUCAUCUGCAGUUUCCUGGGCAGAGAAUCCGUAGAAAGUCUGCAAUGGCUCAUCAGACCUCUUCGCAGUCCAUACGCCAGCAGCCAUCCUCCGAUCACGAUUUUGGAUGCUGUGGAGCCGUCCGACCUGUUGACACGCAUGUUGCUCGCCUUUGACGACGUGUUUUACGUACGUGGCAGCCCCACCGUUUAUUCAGAUUUGCAGCGCGCUGGUGCAAAAGCAGCAGCUGCGGUUGUGAUACUUGGAAAACGGGGAGAAAUGGCAAGUAUGUCGACAUCCGUCUCCGACGUGGAGUUAGAGUCCAGUAUUGAUGAUGCCGAGGCAAUCUUCGCGACGAUGUUGGUGGAACUGAAAAUGGACCUUUCGAAAAUUUUCACGAUCACCGAGCUUGCCGACGAAGCUAACUCAAAAUUUAUGGGCAUGUCGUUCCGAUCCACCAAGGUACAAACUGUGGCGUCGACCGGGAACAACAGGAAGCGAGGAGUUGCAGCGGAUGUUUGGAGUACAGAAAUGUUCAAGUUGUGGAAUAACAUUCUGCAGCAUGAGGCAUCAGGGCAAGCGUCAAAGAAGGAGAUUUUCGGUCUUCCUCUGUACAUGUCGGGCCGGAUCCUACACCCGCAGCUAUGCGAAAACAUGGUUGUGCAGACGUACUUCAACCCGUCAAUUCACAAGAUUAUUCGUCAGCUGGUUGGAGGCCCUCGUUGCACUGGUGUGAUUCACACCUUCUCGAUCCCGCGCCUUCUUCGACAGGAAAAGUGCACGUACUCGGACGUCUUCCAAGCGUUCGCCAAGUCAUCGUAUUCGGGUAUUUGCAUCGGCAUUUACCGCUUGUCAACACAAACAAUCGGAUUGUCGAGCCAUGUCAAACUGCCUAUCGUAAUCACGACUCCGAAAGCAGAUCUCAAGCUUCUCAAGAGCGAUCGAGUCUUUGUUUUGAUCGGAGUUCACACGCUGGAGCGCGCGGCCACGAAGGUUCAGCAGCACUACCGACGGCACAAAGGGAUCUCGGUUCGGUGA
Molecule: messenger RNA, 3366 nt
Organism: Peronospora matthiolae
Lineage: Eukaryota; Oomycota; Peronosporomycetes; Peronosporales; Peronosporaceae
Source: the annotation of a GenBank genome assembly